ACGUAACAGCACUUUGGGACACCCCCAAACAAACACUACCUCCCACAAUCAUUCCCUAUUCCAACGUCCACAUCUCAUCUCAAUCCCAGCCGUCAAAUUUCCACUGUCGGUUGCAAUCUCAAAAUUAGAAUCCUUUACCAGUUAAGAUCAUCCUACUAAAAACCCAUUACACUAAAUUCGAUUACACCGGAUUAGAUACCGUUGCUUUGAUUCAUAAUUUCCAAAUUCAUUCAGAAUUUAUUACAAGUACAAAACAAAGAUCACAGAGCAACAAAAGCAAAGAAAAAGGAAAAAUCUCAGUUAGUACAUUUUUAAAUUCAAUAAAUAAAUAUUCUUCUUGAUUUGCUUACAAGCCUACUCUCUCAGUCUUUCUCUUGUAGCUGCUUUCUUGUGGAUUGCUAGAUUUGAGCUCCGAAAGUAUUGCAUUUACAGGGUAUUUGCAGUUUCACGGGAUCUUCAUGUAAUGGGAAAAUCUCCCGGAAAAUGGAUUAAGACUGUGCUUUUUGGAAAGAAACCUUCCAAAUCUAGUUAUCCUAAAGGAAGGGAGAAGGUUGACAAUGACAGCCAGGUAUUGGUUGCAGCCAGGGCAUCAGAAAGUGAUUUGGCUGUGGCUCCUCCCUUCUCUUCACAGCUCAAUCCUCAUACUACUGAGAGAGAUGAAAGGAGAUUAGAAUUGGAGAACAAGGAAACUGCAAAUAUCUCACAUGAUGAUGAGACAUCACUGCCAAUGAGUCAAGACAUAGAUUCUCUGAAGUUCACUCUUCAGGAUUCACCUUCUAAUCCUGAAAGGAUAAAGCACGAACAAUCGGCGACCCUGGUGCAGGCUGCUUUUAGGGGUUACCUGGCUCGCCGAGCAUUCUGGGCACUCAAAGGGAUUAUAAGGCUGCAAGCACUUAUUCGUGGCCACUUGGUUAGGAGACAAGCUAUUUCUACUUUGUGCUGUAUGAUGGGAAUUGUCAAGUUGCAAGCUUGCGUUCGUGGACAAAUGGUCAGACAUUCUGAUUGUGUCCACGAAUUGCAGAAAAAAUGCAAUCAAAUAAACCUUCUGGAGAGCAAGCUUGUAGUUUCUCUUGGAUUUAAUAUGCCCUCACACAUUGGAAAGUUGUCAGGACAUGCUUUUGUUCGUAAGCUCAUUGCUUCAUCACCAACCGUAAUGCCUUUGCGCCUCCGUUAUGAUGUUGGGGAACCAAAUUCUGUCUGGAUCUGGUUAGAGCGUUGGUCAGCAUCCUGCUUCUGGAAACCAGUUCCUCAACCAAAGAAAAUCUCCAACACUAAAUUCCAGAAGAAGAAGGUUAAUGGUCAAACUGUUGGAAUGGAUACAGGUCGAGCAAAACGUAGUGUCCGCAGGAUUCCUUCCUCAAAUAUGGAUAGUACGUCUGUUCAAGCAACCUCUGAAUUUGAUAAGCCCAAGUGUAACCCGAGGAAAAUUUUCGGCCACCCAGCUGGGCCCGUGCAGGAAAACCCACAAAAUGAGCUUGAAAAGGUUAAACGCAAUUUGAGAAAGGUUCAUAAUCCUGUAGUAGAACAUUCAUUGCAGUCAGAGUUUGAAUUUGAAAAGCUAAAGAGUUUGGAGAAGGUCUCAAGUACUCCGGACCUUGAUAUUGUAGAAGAGAGCCUGAAAAGGUCAGCUGAGAAGACUAGCAAAGAGGCGGCCAUGACAGCUAAUAAUUCAGCUGAUAAAAUGAAGAAAGAGAUGGCGCUGACAAUAAAUAGCUCAGUUGAGAAGAGGAAGAAAGAAAUGGCAAUGGCAGUAACUAGCUCAACUGAGAAGAUGAGUCGAGAGAUGACAACUGUAAAUAUCUCAGCUGAGGGGCUGAACAAGGAGAUGGCUGUGACAGUGAAUGGGUCAUCCGAGAUUAUAAAGAAACAGGUUACCACAGCAACUUCAGAAUCACCCGAGAUUGAAACUAUGCCAUGGCCAUUAUGGAUGAAUGAGACAACGGAUUCAUUGCAUGCUGAUUGUGCUGCCGUUGACUCAAAGCCUUCGAUAGAUAUAACUAUUAAAGAUGAGAAUUCUCCCAUAACAAAUGUGGAGUUAAAGAGGAAGGACGGAUCCGUGAAUAAUGAGCCGCAGCUCCAGAAGUCCGGCAAGAAAGCUUCUAAUCCUGCAAAACAGGUUGGCACAGAAAAUGGACAUCAGAACAGUCCUGUACUGCCAAGCUACAUGGGAGCUACUGAAUCUGUCAAGGCUAAGCUGAGACUACAAGGCUCUCCUCGCUCUGGCCAGGAUGGAGAUGAAAAAAGUAACCUCAGUCGUCGCCAGUCUUUGCCAUCCCCAGCCAAUAGUAAACUCAGCUCACAUUCACCAAGGACACAGAGACUGGUUCAUUCAGGGAAAGUGGAGAACAAAAGAGACAGAUCCGCUUUAUCAUCCCGAGAUGGAAAUGCGAAAGCAACACAAGUGGAGUGGAGGAGGUGAUUUUGUGUUGCGUUAAGGGGUUGAAGAUUCAUAUGCUUUGCGGAUAUUUAUAUUUAUUCUUUGAUGUAGGAUAAAAGAAGUAUGCUAUGAAACUGAAACAGGGUAUUAUACCCGAAGGUGUGUGCUGCUGGCCGAUUGCCUCUAAAGUUUUCUUUUUCUGGGUGUUUGUGUAUAGAAAUAGAAUACGGUUUGAACUUUCAGCUAUUAAAAUUUGGGUAAAGUACCUAAGUUGUCUGUAUCUGUUUUUGUGGGUUUGUUUUUACAAAACUCUAAUAUUCAAUCAAGAUUUUGUUUUUAUUGAAA
Molecule: messenger RNA, 2722 nt
Organism: Gossypium arboreum
Lineage: Eukaryota; Viridiplantae; Streptophyta; Magnoliopsida; Malvales; Malvaceae
Product: protein IQ-DOMAIN 31
Exons: 8
Coding region: 464-2419 (651 amino acids)
Molecular function (GO): protein binding
Source: RefSeq, a predicted model, not a curated record